CAAAAGGGCAGUUCAUAAAUCAUAAUGAAGCUUCCCUCUGCUGUAGCUCAAUUCCGGUAGAGUUUUCUUGACUACCAGCAGACCACCGCAACUUCUGCAGCAAGUAUGGAAUCCAACAGAGGCCAGAAUGGAAUUCAACAAUUGCUAGCUGUAGAACAAGAAGCUCAGCAUAUUGUUAAUGCUGCCAGAAAUGCAAAAAUGGCUAGACUUAAACAGGCCAAAGAAGAGGCUGAGAAGGAGAUUGCUGAAUUCCGUGUUCGAAUGGAAAAAGAAUUUCAAAGAAAGGUUGCAGAGGUAAAAAAAAAAAAAGACAGAGAA
This is a messenger RNA of Vitis riparia (riverbank grape), 318 nucleotides long. Its product is annotated as V-type proton ATPase subunit G-like. The annotation marks the transcript as partial. The transcript is spliced from 3 exons. Gene Ontology annotation, molecular function: proton-transporting ATPase activity, rotational mechanism. Lineage: Eukaryota; Viridiplantae; Streptophyta; Magnoliopsida; Vitales; Vitaceae. Gene Ontology annotation, biological process: proton transmembrane transport. The record is from RefSeq and is a predicted model, not a curated record. Gene Ontology annotation, cellular component: vacuolar proton-transporting V-type ATPase complex.